Messenger RNA from Wallemia ichthyophaga EXF-994, 906 nucleotides. RefSeq lists its product as uncharacterized. The record is from RefSeq and is a predicted model, not a curated record. The coding region runs from base 1 to 906 and encodes 301 amino acids. NCBI's taxonomy places the organism in Eukaryota, Fungi, Basidiomycota, Wallemiomycetes, Wallemiales, Wallemiaceae. The transcript has a single exon.
AUGAGUGCGAGUGGAGCGACAGAGACGGCGUUGGAGUUGCUGCCAAAGCUGUUGAGUUUGGACGUGCCAUUGGAUAAAGAGAGAUGCAGCACACUGCUCAACUACCGCCAUUCGAUACUGCCACCUAGGAAAGUUGAAGAGUUUCUGUCAUGGGAACCGAGUGCGAAUAUAGUGGAGCAAUUGCAGGAGAUUAGCUCAGACGAGGGAUUGGAGCGUGUACCAGUUGGUUAUAAAUACGAGGAGGAUGGACAGUAUGUGAGGAUGAGGUUGGGAGGAUUGUAUUUGGUGUUGAAGGAGGAGAGCGAUGUUAAUAAUGAUAAUAACAUUGGCAAUAACAAUGAUAAUAACAUUGGUAAUAACAAUAACAAUAACAAUAACAAUAACAAUAACAAUAACACCAAGGAACAUUGGAAAUUUCACAAUCUUCAACUAGCAGAUAAACACACAAACAUGGAAAAUACAGGUUGGUACACAAACCAGGAUAUGGCGUUGGAUGCAUUCAUACUCACAGCUGAACGUGUUAUCAGCGACGCUAAUGCAAACGCUGGCAAACACACAGAGCAAGAGAAGGAAGACACGGCGAACAAGGAUUUCUGGGCAGAUUUCUCUGACGAAAGCGGUGAGAGCGGUGAGAGCGGUGAAGAGAAUCAAGGAAAUUACAUUCAAGACAACCAAGACACCUUCUACACGCGCCAGGCAGAAGAACAUAUCAGCACAGUGGAUGACACACGCAACUCGGAUAACCAGCUCGAUAGAGCCGUUAAAAUGGCAAUUGGUGGAAUCUGGGGGAUGUUUAAGGAGAGCAGAACGCAAGGGGAGGAUCACAGCAAUCACAGCGAUCCCACCAACCAAACAACCGAUGAAGAAAGAUUUCUUGAACUUGUUUUACAAUCAUUGAACGCAUAA